Molecule: messenger RNA, 5355 nt
Organism: Aegilops tauschii subsp. strangulata
Lineage: Eukaryota; Viridiplantae; Streptophyta; Magnoliopsida; Poales; Poaceae
Source: RefSeq, a predicted model, not a curated record
GCACAUUUCAUAUACAUAAUUUUGGCAUUGAAUUAUACCAUUCGUUGAGUUAUGCCCAUCUAUUCUUGCUAAGUUUAGUUGAAUAUUUGCAUGAAAAUCAUAUAAUGAAUCAUUUACUAGUCAUUGUGUUUCUUUUGCAGAAAAGUGCGACAAGGCACUAUAAUCUACAAGUUUCUGUCUAGAAAGAAUUGAGGAACAAGAUCACGGGCAAGAAGAGAAGAAAGAGGUACUCAAGCUUGAAGAAGAUUAAAGCUUAGGGGGACUAGCUUAAGAAGUGGAGGGAUCAUCUUGUGCCAAAAGAAGGAAGAAGGAGGGCCAAAGUGAAAACAUUCAGAUCUGAUCGGAGGGGAUCAAAAUCCCUAGCAGCCUCCAUUCCCAAACCGGGCCUGGCAUCUCCAUCUCUCUCCCUCACCCCUCCUUCUCCACCUCCGGCCGCCGCCAUGGCCAGGCCGGCGUGGUGGUGCGCCUCCGCCACCCAUCCAGCCAUCCAUCACCAGCACCACCGCACCCCAGCGCGCCACUAACGCCUCCAUCCACCACCUGCGCCAUCCAUUCACCACCACGCCUCGCGCGACCUCUCCCUCCAGCCGGCGCGCCUCUCCCUGCUGCUUUCCCAACUUCUUCCCCUGCUGUUCCUCUUCCUCUCUCCUUGCACCCCCUUGCUGUUGAUCUUCUCCACUUACUGCUGCUCUACUUCCUCGCGCCUCCUUUGCUGCUGCUCCUCUCUCCAGCGCCCCAUUCUGCUUCUCCUCUUGCUGCUGCUGCCCCCAACCUCCUGCUGCUAUCUCUCUAUACUUCCCCUGCUACCCUUCUUCUCUGAACCUACCUACUGCUUCUCUCUCUCUCUCUGAAAUAUCUGUGCAAUUGAGAUGUUUGAGACUUUGUAAGGUUCAGACUUUGUAAAAUUCAGAAUUGAGAUGUGUAUGGUGUGUAAUGUUCAGAUUUGACUAGUGCAAGCAUCUUGUUAUUUGUUCAGUUUGGUACUGGUAUAAUAUAGUACUUGUUAUGUUGGAUCUGACUAGUUGAGGCCUUGUUAAUUUGGCAGAUUAUUGAUUUAUUAGAAUUUGCUUCUGUGAAUUAGUAUUCUGCUAGCAUAUGAAUGUGUUCACCCCUUGUGUGUUUGUCCCUUACUGAAAUUUUUAUUCCGUUGUCCAUGUGUUAGCUCCAGUACAUGUGCUAUAUAAAUACAUGUGUGUUUGUGAUGUAAACCAUCUAUAUUGUGUCUUAUAAUCUUGUUUCUUCCAUCUCUUACAUGUUAGAUAGUCAUUUGUGUUCACUUCCCUUUUAUCGAUAAUGUCCGUGUUAGUAUUUCAAUUUCUCAAGCAUUACGAAAAUACCAAAAAGAAAGCAAGUAAAAUCUGAUCUAGCAUUAGACUUGCAUCGUCGCCGUCGCCUAGUCCCUGUGGAGAACACGACAUCCGUAGGUUCGGGCGAAAUAUCCCACUGUACUUUCAAACGAUCAUUUUGGCGCCGUUGCCGGGGACUAGCGUCGAGCGAUUUUGUUAGGCUAUAGACUAGGUUUUUCUUUUUUUCCCUUUGUGCUAUAUAUGUGAUAUAUCUCUGACCCCUAACCCUUGAGUUAUUUUCUCUUUCUUUGCUUGGUCAUUCUACAGGUUAUUGCAUCUUCUCAGAUAUGGCUUACUAUUCAGAUCAUCAUGCUUAUGCGAGCAACACUACAAACAGCACGGAAAGUAUUCAAGAAUCGAUAAGUAAGAUUUCCCAUCGAGUAGAUGAUUUAGCUCGGCAGCGAGAAGUAGUUUUUGAGGAUAGGCCUAGCUCUUAUGAUCCUUAUAGGCCUAGCUCUUAUGAUCCUUAUUCUAGAUGCCAUCCUUAUGUUGCUUCUACAUGCCAUAUUUGUGGAUUUCAGGGCCAUUCACCCGAUGAAUGUCAGCGUGGUUACUCUCACCCUCCCGAUUGUUAUGGCAUGAGCUUCGCCCCACAGCCUAGCUCAUACCAAAACAAUUACUCAUAUGGGUGGCCUGAAAACCAGAAUAUGUCAUAUAGGAACAACAACCCUGAGAUCUCACCGUUUGCUUCUAGUAAUCAUAUGCAGGGAUUUAGGUAUGAAGAGGAGAACAACAACUAUGCACCACAGCAAUUGUAUUCACCUCCUACUCAUAUACCACAACACCAGGAGAUGUUGCCAAUGGAGUUAAAUGGUCCUCCAUUUGGUCAACCAACACCUUCAACACAAGUGCCCAUACAAGAUGAUUUUGAUGAUAUAGACAAGCUCACAUUGCUUAGUCUCGAGUUCACUUGGAGUGCCGAAGAUGAUCCAAUUAGGCCGGUGAUACUAGAGGAAAUGAAGAAGAUCAAGAGUGGAAAAGAGCUAGUGGAAGAAGUAAGGAAGAUUGAGAAGAACAUCAACGCUGGCAGCACUAUUUCACAGCUUGAGUUGAGUGUGGCUGAGAUAUCCAUGGAUACAUGUGAGGUUCCAACACCUUCACAUUUAGUUGAGCAAGACACCGAGAGCCCAGAGGAAGAAAGACCUCAGAUUGAAGAAGAAAUUCUCGAAGCCAAGGAACAAGAUGAACCAGAGCUUGAAUGCCCAAGUGAUCAAGAUGAAGAUCCGCUACCUAUCACUCAUGAAGAAGUAAAAGAAGCUGAUGUAGUUGAAGACGAAGAACCUGAGAUUCAUUUUCCUAUUAUCAUACAAGAGCGUGAUGUGCCAGGUUUACCUAAUCCUCUUGAUGUCAUGCGUCUGUAUAGUUUAUUUGCUACUACCUUGCAUUACAUGAUUCCAUCACUUAAGAUUGAUUUGAAAACUCGUAUGCUUGGAUAUGAUGAUACAUACAUUGUUGGUGGCAUUGCUCUCAUUUAUGACGAUGACACUUAUUCUCCUCAUGCUAGACUUAUGCUUAAUGGUAAAUAUCAUCCUCAUGUUAGCAUUGAUGCUUAUAUAAUUGGAUAUUCGAUUGACGACUUAGAGGGCAUCUACCCUAUCACUUGUAGUCGUUGUUUGUGUGAGUCCUAUUUCAGGUUUUUGCUUGUGCACGAUCCACUACAUGCUGACCAGGUUCGAGGUGACAUUCCUUGGGAUCCUGGUGGAGUCAGAGCAUGGCGAUGAGGAGAAGCAAUGGGGCACACAUAUAGAAGAGUGAAGCUGGAGCAUGCACGAGGAAGCAAAGGAGAAGAGCUGCAGUUGGUGAGAUGAUCGAGCGAGUGCUACACCAUCAAAGCCCGGUGAGCUGUUUCAUGACCCAUUCCGAAUACUAUCAUCAUUUAUUGAUACUUGCUGAAAUCAAAUGUUAUUUGGGUUGCUUAAGCCAUGUCUUAAAUGUUGCCCCACUGAAUUUUAUUUGACAUAUGGUGCUUGAUGAGAAUAUGCGAACAGAUUGUUGAAUGCCAUGUAAACUAGUGAUCUACAUAUUGCUUGCUUUGCUGAAAUUAGUGAAAGCUAUUAGUUUUGAGUGCUCAAAUCCCUAGUACACUAGAAAACUUAAUCAUUUUCUGCUUUUACCUCGAUACACCUAGAUCAUUAAGUGUCAGGUGCUGAGUUUGUGCCUAAUGUGUUCCCAUUCAGAGCAAUCACUUACCACUAUGGAUUAGCAUGCUAUGUUCUCUGGAUCGGUAGCAUGUGAACUAGACAUGGAUGAGUGAUGAUUCUUGUUUUUGUUCAUUUGAAAAAUGAAAAAAAAAUUAUAUCUUUUAAUGAAUAAUAAGUCUGACUACCUACAGUAGCAUGUCAUGUUCCCUGGAUCGGUGGCAUGUGAAAUCGGGUUAGCUUGGGCAGUAAUUAAUAAAUAAAUAUGCAAUUGUCGAACCAGGUGUAUACCAUGUUCUCUGGAUCGGUGGUAUGUUCCUUUGGGGAGACAAACAAAAAAAACUAAUAAUUGGUCGAGCCAGGUGUAUACCAUGUUCACGGGAUCGGUGGUAUGUUCCUUUGGUGAGACUGAUAAAAUAUUAUAAUUACUAACUUCAAAUUUAAUAAGUGGUUCAACCACAAUAUUAUAUUUCUGCAAAUAAGUGAUUUAAUUCAAGUUCCUUUUGUUCUCAGGAUCAUGCUCUCUUUAGGAACCUUUUGGCACAAUCAGCAUUUGAACUUGCUAAUCUUCGUUUAUCAUUGCAAAAGUUUAAAAUGGUCAAGUCUACUAGUAUCCUACUGCUUUGUAGCACUCUAACCAUUAAUUUUCACUAACGAAGUCUGAAGCAUGCACUGUUUAGAGAUCUACUUCACUUGACAUUCUGCAGUCAGUUCACAAUUCACUAUCUAGUUCUUGUCAUAUUCCUUUGCUUGAGGACAAGCAAAGAUUUAAGUGUGGGGAAACUUGAUAAGCACAUUUCAUAUACAUAAUUUUGGCAUUGAAUUAUACCAUUCGUUGAGUUAUGCCCAUCUAUUCUUGCUAAGUUUAGUUGAAUAUUUGCAUGAAAAUCAUAUAAUGAAUCAUUUACUAGUCAUUGUGUUUCUUUUGCAGAAAAGUGCGACAAGGCACUAUAAUCUACAAGUUUCUGUCUAGAAAGAAUUGAGGAACAAGAUCACGGGCAAGAAGAGAAGAAAGAGGGACUCAAGCUUGAAGAAGAUUAAAGCUUAGGGGGGCUAGCUUAAGAAGUGGAGGGAUCAUCUUGUGCCAAAAGAAGGAAGAAGGAGGGCCAAAGUGAAAACAUUCAGAUCUGAUCGGAGGGGAUCAAAAUCCCUAGCAGCCUCCAUUCCCAAACCGGGCCUGGCAUCUCCAUCUCUCUCCCUCACCCCUCCUUCUCCACCUCCGGCCGCCGCCACGGCCAGGCCGGCGUGGUGGUGCGCCUCCGCCACCCAUCCAGCCAUCCAUCACCAGCACCACCGCACCCCAGCGCGCCACUAACGCCUCCAUCCACCACCUGCGCCAUCCAUUCACCACCACACCUCGCGCGACCUCUCCCUCCAGCCGGCGCGCCUCUCCCUGCUGCUUUCCCAAUUUCUUCUUCCCCUGCUGUUCCUCUUCCUCUCUCCUUGCGCCCCCUUGCUGCUGAUCUUCUCCACUUACUGCUGCUCUACUUCCUUGCGCCUCCUUUGCUGCUGCUCCUCUCUCCAGCGCCCCAUUCUGCUUCUCCUCUUGCUGCUGCUGCCCCCAACCUCCUGCUGCUAUCUCUCUAUACUUCCCCUGCUACCCUUCUUCUCUGAACCUACCUACUGCUUCUCUCUCUCUCUCUGAAAUAUCUGUGCAAUUGAGAUGUUUGAGACUUUGUAAGGUUCAGACUUUGUAAAAUUCAGAAUUGAGAUGUGUAUGGUGUGUAAUGUUCAGAUUUGACUAGUGCAAGCAUCUUGUUAUUUGUUCAGUUUGGUACUGGUAUAAUAUAGUACUUGUUAUGUUGGAUCUGACUAGUUGAGGCCUUGUUAAUUUGGCAGAUUAUUGAUUUAUUAGAAUUUGCUUCUGUGAA